Messenger RNA from Nothobranchius furzeri (turquoise killifish), 752 nucleotides. The record is from RefSeq and is a predicted model, not a curated record. Lineage: Eukaryota; Metazoa; Chordata; Actinopteri; Cyprinodontiformes; Nothobranchiidae.
CCCAUCCCCCAGCUGCAUUUUUUGCAGGGCCGUCCUGCAACAGCUACAGAAAUUUGCAUGCAGCCUUUUGUGCUGUGGAGGAUAAAAAGGUGACUAGUUCACCUAUUUUGUUGACAAGAAAGAAAAUGCAGAGGCUAACCACUCAACAGGCAUUGGAACUGAUCGUGAGCAAGGCCAACCCGCGUGACUCAGAUGGAGAAGACAUAGUCCUUCAACCAGAUUCGGACUCUGAGCUGUCUUCAGAUGAGGAGACUCCUCUACCAAAAAAGAGAGCUCGGUUGGGGAGUGAGCUGACAGAGACCUCAAAAGAUGGCACUGUGUGGUGUGAAAAACAAGUGGGGACAUGUCUCCAUAUCACUCCAAUAGAACCUUACGCCACAGCUGGAGAGCCAAUGGCUAAGGCCAAACGAUGUAUCCGGAGUCGACUUCAGAGCUUCCUCUGUUUUAUCACUCUUGACAUGCUUCGAACCAUUCAAGAAUGGACUACUCAGCAUGCACGUCACACGGAGCAGGUGGACUGGUUCUUGGAUCUCCCUGAACUAAUGGCAUUUAUUGCAGUCAUUAUCUUGCGGGGGGUGGCCAAGGUUCCAUCACUACGUGACAGCUGGUCAGCAAACCUGGCAAACCCAAGGAUCAUUGCAACUAUGGCCCAAAACCGCUUCCAAGACAUCAUGCGACACUUUCGCUUUGAUGACACCACACAUCGGAGAUUGCAGCAAACGUAUUGGUCUCCGCUCGCUCACUGCGUGUGA